This is a messenger RNA of Aegilops tauschii subsp. strangulata, 621 nucleotides long. RefSeq lists its product as uncharacterized. The record is from RefSeq and is a predicted model, not a curated record. Lineage: Eukaryota; Viridiplantae; Streptophyta; Magnoliopsida; Poales; Poaceae.
AUGUUGGGUCUGCAUCGCAUCUCCCAGCUGUCGGAGCUCCGUCAACUCGUCAUCUUGUGGAACCGGGUUCAACAAGUCAAUUUAUCGCCGGAGACGGAGGAUUCCAUUGCUUGGCUCUGGAAUGACUCCAAAAUAUACUCAGCCACCACCGCCUACCAUUGCCAGUUCGCUGGUUCCUUCACCACCAUGCACUUUGAGAAGCUCUGGUCGGCCAAGGUUGAGCCCAAGUGCCUUUUCUUCAUGUGGGUAUGGUUGCGAGGUAGAAUUUUCACCAACAACAAUCUGGAGACAAGGGGGAUUCCGCAUUCUGAAAAAUGCAACCUCUGCGACCAGCAGGAUGAGACACCUCUUCACCUUAUCCUCCAAUGCCCCUUUGCCCGAGCCGUCUGGUUCCUUGUGGCUACUGAGCUGGGCACCCCAUCCCUAUUUGCUGUGGCCCAGCAAGCAUCCUCCGUCGCUGUUUGGUGGAAUGAUUUCGCCUCCAGCCUAGGCAAGAAGGCAAAAAGUGUAGCCAUCUACACCGCGUGGAACAUAUGGAAGGAGAGGAAUCGCCGGGUCUUCGAUCACAAGUUUGUGCAAGAGUCUUCUAUUCUACAACUUAUCAAACAGGACAUUCUAUAG